Molecule: messenger RNA, 2886 nt
Organism: Saccharomyces cerevisiae S288C
Lineage: Eukaryota; Fungi; Ascomycota; Saccharomycetes; Saccharomycetales; Saccharomycetaceae
Gene: GPR1
Product: Gpr1p
Exons: 1
Coding region: 1-2886 (961 amino acids)
Cellular component (GO): plasma membrane
Source: RefSeq, marked reviewed
AUGAUAACUGAGGGAUUUCCCCCGAAUUUAAACGCGUUGAAAGGGUCAUCCUUACUAGAAAAGAGAGUUGAUUCUCUCCGACAGCUUAACACUACCACGGUUAACCAGCUGCUGGGGUUGCCGGGGAUGACCUCUACAUUCACGGCUCCGCAACUGUUGCAGUUAAGAAUAAUAGCUAUAACUGCGUCUGCCGUGUCCCUUAUUGCCGGUUGCCUCGGAAUGUUCUUCCUUUCUAAAAUGGAUAAGAGACGAAAAGUCUUCAGACAUGAUCUCAUCGCAUUUUUGAUAAUUUGCGACUUUCUUAAAGCUUUUAUUCUGAUGAUUUAUCCCAUGAUUAUCCUUAUUAAUAAUAGUGUGUAUGCAACACCUGCAUUUUUUAAUACCUUGGGUUGGUUUACGGCCUUUGCCAUCGAAGGUGCAGACAUGGCCAUAAUGAUAUUCGCCAUACAUUUUGCUAUUUUGAUCUUCAAGCCUAAUUGGAAAUGGCGAAAUAAAAGAUCGGGAAAUAUGGAGGGUGGCUUGUACAAAAAAAGGUCAUAUAUCUGGCCAAUUACUGCAUUAGUACCUGCCAUUUUAGCAAGCUUAGCCUUCAUUAAUUAUAAUAAACUCAAUGACGAUUCUGACACCACUAUUAUACUGGAUAAUAAUAACUACAACUUUCCCGAUUCUCCCAGGCAAGGUGGCUACAAACCUUGGAGUGCAUGGUGCUAUUUACCACCCAAGCCGUACUGGUAUAAAAUUGUUUUAAGCUGGGGUCCCAGAUAUUUCAUUAUUAUUUUCAUAUUUGCAGUCUACCUCAGUAUUUAUAUUUUCAUUACCAGUGAAAGUAAAAGAAUUAAAGCGCAAAUUGGAGACUUUAACCAUAACGUACUAGAGGAAGAGAAAGAAAAGAAAAAAUUAUUUGGGCUCGGUCACUGGGGAAAAGCCAAAUGGUAUUUCAGAUCCUAUUUUAAAUUGCCAUUGCUACAUCUUUUGAGAAAUUUAAAGAAUUUUUUCACCAUUUCGUUCAUAGAUCCGAAUGAGGAAACAGACGAUUCAGGUAGUAGUAAUGGAACUUUCAAUUUUGGUGAGAGUUCGAAUGAGAUACCUACACUAUUCAGAAAAACAAAUACAGGUAGUGAUGAGAAUGUCUCGGCAAGUGGUGGAGUUCGCUUACUUGACUAUAACAGUGCUAAACCACUCGAUAUGUCCAAAUAUGCAAUGUCUGAACAGCCAGAUUUGGAAAGAAAUAAUCCUUUUGAUUGUGAAAAUGACAUCACACUCAAUCCUUCGGAACUAGUAUCCAAGCAAAAGGAGCAUAAAGUUACUUUUAGUGUUGAAAAUGAAGGACUGGAUACAAGAAAAAGUUCAAUGCUGGGACAUCAGACUUUCUCUUGCCAAAAUUCUCUAGAAUCUCCUUUAGCAAUGUAUGAUAAUAAGAACGAUAACAGCGACAUAACUAGUAACAUUAAGGAAAAAGGAGGCAUCAUCAACAACAACAGUAACAACGACGACGACGACAACAACAACAAUAACGAUAACGAUAACGAUAACAAUAAUAGCAAUAAUAAUAAUAACAAUAAUAAUAAUAACAAUAAUAAUAAUAACAAUAAUAAUAACAAUAACAACAACAACAACAAUAAUAAUAAUAAUAGUAAUAAUAUUAAAAAUAACGUUGAUAACAAUAAUACUAAUCCAGCCGAUAAUAUUCCUACACUUUCUAAUGAAGCAUUUACUCCGUCUCAACAAUUUUCACAGGAGAGAGUGAAUAAUAAUGCAGACAGAUGCGAAAAUUCAAGUUUCACCAACGUACAACAGCAUUUCCAAGCCCAAACCUACAAACAAAUGAAAAAACGUAGGGCACAAAUUCAAAAGAAUCUAAGGGCAAUAUUCAUUUAUCCACUGUCGUAUAUUGGGAUAUGGCUUUUCCCCAUCAUUGCAGAUGCGUUGCAAUACAAUCAUGAAAUAAAGCAUGGGCCUACCAUGUGGGUGACAUACAUUGACACUUGCGUUCGACCAUUAAGUUGUCUCGUCGACGUCAUUGUUUACCUGUUCAAGGAAAAACCUUGGAACUAUUCAUGGGCAAAAACAGAAUCAAAAUAUCUCAUUGAAAAAUAUAUUCUGAAAGGAGAGCUUGGUGAAAAGGAAAUUCUGAAGUUUUGUCACAGCAAUUGGGGGAAAAGAGGUUGGUAUUAUCGUGGUAAGUGGAAGAAAAGAAAAUGCUGGAAAUAUUCUACAAACCCUCUGAAGCGUAUACUGUGGUUUGUUGAACGCUUCUUUAAACAAUUGUUUGAACUAAAACUACACUUUAGUUUUUAUGACAAUUGUGACGAUUUUGAAUACUGGGAAAACUACUAUUCAGCCAAAGAUUCAAACGAUAAUAAACGCACAGAAUCUGAUGAGACUAAAACGAAUAGUAGCGAUCGCUCCCUUCCAUCAAAUUCACUUGAACUACAGGCAAUGCUUAAUAACAUCACGGCCGAAGAGGUUGAAGUGCCCUUGUUUUGGAGGAUCAUUCAUCAUAUUCCAAUGCUUGGCGGAAUAGAUCUUGAUGAGUUAAACAGAUUGUUGAAAAUACGGUACAAUAACGACCAUUUUUCUCUACCCGGGUUGAAAUUUGCAUUAAACCAAAAUAAAAGUCACGAUAAACAUCAGGACGUCUCAACUAACAGUAUGGUCAAAUCCAGCUUCUUUUCAAGCAAUAUUGUCACAAACGAUGAUGAGAAUAGCAUUGAAGAGGAUAAGAAUUUACGCUAUUCAGAUGCUAGUGCAUCUGAAAAUUAUCUGGUCAAGCCCACAAUACCAGGUACGACUCCUGAUCCAAUAAUUGAGGCGCAGAACGAUAAUGAUAGUAGUGAUAGUAGCGGCAUAGAUUUGAUAGCCUUCUUAAGAAAUGGACCAUUAUAA